Adineta ricciae is the source of this 2010-nucleotide messenger RNA. Lineage: Eukaryota; Metazoa; Rotifera; Eurotatoria; Adinetida; Adinetidae. The record is from the annotation of a GenBank genome assembly.
AUGGUACAAUUUAUCAACGGACAAAGAUCUCCUCCAGUUUCUGUUAUACUAGCAGCGAAUGAUCAUCUUUUGGUUUCUUUGAAAUCAAAUUCAAAUUCUCCCAUACAAUAUCAGUUUUCUGCCAAUCGAAAAAAGGUGUUCUACAUUUCUAGAAGUUUGUUGAAUGCGUCGACUGUUGCUAUUGGCAAAGCACAAAAUCACUCGCAACUUUAUUUUGUUGCCAUAGAGAAAAGCGGAUCCGCAUUGUAUAUGUCAAAGGUUACUGUUACUAAUAAUGAACAUGUUGAAAUGGAUACAAUUACGUCUGGAAAUCUAUCAAAAGCUAAUCCUAUUAAUCGUCUUGUAUUAUCGGUUGAACCGUAUGGUCAAUAUGCAAUUGCGAUGACGGAAUCUUUUAUUUUUAUUCGUAAUUUAUUUACACGGAUGCAUUGGAUCGAUGAGAUGGUGUGGCCAAAUUCAACAUAUUUUACACCGGUAUGUGCUGAUACGAGCGCUCGUUUUGUGUAUAUGGCUGGUUAUGAAAAAUCCGCGGGUUCAUGUACAGUAACAGUUUAUUUAAUGUCAGUUGAUUUCAGUGGAUAUCGAAUUCAAUUCCAUGAUCGAUGGCAAUCAGAACUAGCGUGUAGUUAUGAGCAUCUUGACCUAUCGCUUAGCGCAAGUGAACAAGCAGGUGAGAAGAUUCUGCUUGGAAUUCCAACUAUAAACUCGAUUUAUUUAUUUACUAUCGAUGAAACGCCUACGAAGUCAUUCCGGUUGCAGCAUCUAGGCACUAAACAGCAAGAUAUUGUGAUGAGAGACAAUUACGGAACGACUGUCGCUUGGUUAAAUAACGGACAAAGGGCUGCCGUGUUAGAUACGGCUGAUCUACCACGAGAUUCAGUAAUAGCUGCAAGAUCAAAUGUUUAUAUUUAUGAUUCCAACGACAUGACACUGUUUAUAACUAAUGCAACAGCCACGAUGACUUUUCCUAACUUUUUUCAGAAAUACGCCAAUCAGUUCAAACCAACUGCUACGUUCAUGGUUGCCACACAAACGACUCCUUCUACAUUGUAUCUAAUCAAUCAACUUUCUCAUAUCUUAGUUCUAUUACCAUCUGAUCCUGGAUACUAUUCGGUAGAAUCUUUCUUUUACGAUGAUAUUUAUACGAGUCAUGUUGAUGGACUCUACUUUCUCUAUCCCAAUCGUGUAACCUGUCCAGUCGGAACCUAUAAAAAUGAUGCUGGAAUAUGGCCAUGCAGUGUUUGUAAAGCAGAUAAUAGCCGUCUCAUUCCUAGCUGUCUGCAAUGUCAAAAUAGAUCAAAUUGUCCACUGGAGUUUGCCACGACAGAAGAACUAAUGAGCGAUGUUACACAAUCAAUUGCUUAUCCUGAAACAGCGGAAAUCGAUGUGUUCGAUGAUAUCUUAUUCUAUAAUAUGUUUCGCACGGAUUGUGGUUGGAAAUCUCCGAUAAUUAUGACUGCGAUAGUUCUUUCGAUUGUAGUGCUUCUUUCAAUGUUGAUAUGUUCGAUGAACCUUUCGAAACGAUUUAGAAUUAAGCAGCAAUUUGCAAAGAACUUGUUCAAACAUUUCGAUUUAAUCGAACAAGGCAAAUUCUGGUUCGGUGGUCUGAUUUCCAUCAGUGCUUUAUUCUUUAUUGGAUUUCUCGUACAAUUUAGUGCCACUUUUCAUACUCAGUAUUCAAUGGAAACAAAACAUUCGACGUGUCAAACCAAAGAUCUGCUCAAUGCUAAAUUCGAAACUAGUCUUCGCUUUUUAAACAUGCCAACCGGUGAUCAUGAAACAGUCUUCAAUUUACUCAAUUCACAAGUAUUCACUUUGAAUAUUCAAUUCAUCAACACCUCGUUACAUUGCGGACGAAUUAUGUUUGCUAUUCGCAACGAAACUGACAGUAACAAGUCUUUGUUUUCCUGUUAUCCAACUGACACAUCGCUUGUCGUUUCGAUUAAAUUACCAUUUCAUGUCUCCNAUCAAUUGUAUUUUUGUUUUCAAAGAACAUUUAUUUCCUGUUAA